Camellia sinensis is the source of this 2258-nucleotide messenger RNA. RefSeq names its product RUN/FYVE domain protein. Lineage: Eukaryota; Viridiplantae; Streptophyta; Magnoliopsida; Ericales; Theaceae. The record is from RefSeq and is a predicted model, not a curated record.
AGCAAAAUGAAACAAGGAUGGGUGUAAUUUACCCAUUUGUUUUUCCCAGACAACAGUGUUUUGGGUGAGGAAAUUUCGCGGGGAAAUGGAGUUGCUCAAAUUGUCUAAAUUCAAGCUUCAGCUUCGAGCCCUAGUCACCGAAGUUCGUGAACUCAGAGAAAGAGAACAAUCUUCCACUGAACAACUCAACCUUUUAAUUCAGAAACAAAAGCAAAUAGAGGAGGAAUUUGGUAGAAAGCUAACGGAAUUGCAAGCGGAAUUGGCUUUGUCCAAUGAGCUUCGGCAAAAACUCGAAAGAAAGGUGAGCUACCUUCAGAGUGACAAUGCUUUGCUUGAAAACAAGCAAAAAGAGUUGAAGGGAACUAUAAAUAACUUACUCCAGUCAAGGGAAAGUUUUGUAAAAGUUUACGAGGACUCUACUUUUGAAAUGAAACAAUCUAUUCAAACCAGCGAUAGAAAGGUCACUAUCCUUUCUCAGAAGAUAAAUGCUCAUUUAUUACUAUUUGAUUCAAUAGAAAAGGAGGCUUUUUCUGUCAAGCAAGUUUUGGACAAUGUGCAACAUCUUGUGAGUGAAAAAGAGGGAAUAGUGGCUGGAUUAAAGAGCAAAAUGGAUAAGCUUUCUUCUUAUGAGAAAGUGUUUGUUGAAAAAAUCUCUGACCUGGAAAGUAAACUGAGAAAUGACGAAAAUGAGCUCCGAAGAAAGGAGAAAGUAAUUUCACAGCUUGAAGCACAGCUGGAAGAAGCAAAAAUUAGUAACUUCCAACCACAGAUGGAAGAGUUUCAGAAAACACUAUCAACAAAGGAUGUGAUCAUACAGAAUUUACUGACAGAGAAAAAGGCAUUGCAAUUGGAAUUGCGGAGUCUCGGAAUUAUCUUACAGAAGAUUCAGGACACUGUCACAAAUAUGAAUGAGGAGGAUAGAAGAGCAUUCUCCUCUGUUCUGGGAGGCCAAAAAGAAUGUACAGAAAUUAAAGAAAAGGAAAAUAUCAGGAUUGAAGAUGCAUAUCAAAACACUGGAGAAAAUUCUCCAAGUAAGGCUGGUGAGGGAGGCAGUGAAGAAAAUACAGCUUCUGUGUACAAGGAGCAUGAUUCAGUAAACAAACGCUUGCAAGGGAACAAUAAUAUGGAAUGCUGUAUCUCAGAGUUUUCUUGUUCUUCCCCACAGCCAACUUACUCGGAACCUCAGUCUACUCCCAAUGUCGUAAGCAUUGCAGUAACUGAAGCAAAGGACAACUGCACAACAUUAGUUUACCAUCAAAAUUUUGAAAGCUCAACAACCCAAGCAGAAACCUCUAACGAUCCAGUUUCUCGGAUAAGAGGAUGUGCCACAGUUUUUUGAGGAUCCAGAAAGUCCUGUUAUGGGCAUAUCCAAUAAGAGCAAUGCUAGGAACCCCAAGAAAACUACUAAAUUUUUUACCAAACACACACUACCAAAUUUUUUACUAAACACUCGCAUGUGAGUGUUUGGUAAAAAAUUCAUGCGAUUGUUUAGUAAAAACUUUGGUAGUUUUGUUGGGAUCUAGCAUUUUUCAUCCAAUAACGACAUACCAUCCAUGUGAAUUGGGUUAGACAAACCAAAAUUCGGCAUUUUUGGGGACAUGAAGGCAAUUUUUUUUUGUUCAUUAUGCUUUGAUAACUUGCAAUAGUUGUAACAACAGCUUUGUUUGGCCCCUCUCUCUCAAGCUCGUCACGCUAGCCUCAACCUUUCUCGUGACAUUUUAUUAUUAUUUUUGAAAGAAUAUGAGAAAGAGAAUCUGCAGUGUAACAGUAAAACUCGAAUUCAAGCAUGAUGACUAGCAAGGGAAUACCUUUUUACAAGGCUAACCCUUCGGUCAUUUUCUCAUGACAAAUUUGACUUGGCAUUUGUUUUUGGUGGUGAUCAGGAAAUUUCCAUAUGGCAUAUUAAAACAUAGUCAAGUCAAAUAGAUAAACACAAAUUUCAUGUGCUAUAAUAUCGAGCCCAGAAUCGACCUGGUUGGAUUUGGUAAGAAGCAAGAGAGUCAUUCAAAAAUGACAAAAACAAAUGUGGUGAAACUGACAAGUUUUUGGUGAGCUCAUGUUUGGAUGUUUCCAGGCAAUGGAAUAACAUCAUUGAGGCAAAAAUCAUUGUAAAAUGUUGCCAUCACGGGAAGUUAUAAUUUUUUGGAACAUUGAUUACAACGAGUUAGGUCAAUUUUUUAUGCCUUUGUGUGUGCUUGCACAACUGUGAAAUGAAUUAAAUUAGUCGAGCUUGAUCCAUGUCUGAUAAGCUUAUAUGU